Messenger RNA from Prorocentrum cordatum, 864 nucleotides. The record is from the annotation of a GenBank genome assembly. Lineage: Eukaryota; Dinophyceae; Prorocentrales; Prorocentraceae.
AUGCUGCUGGGCCAGAACGAGCGCGGCACCACGCCCCAGGAGGCGGAGAAGGCGGCGCUCCUCGACGGGGAGUGCCAACUGGAAGUCUCGGCGCGGCUCCAGGCGAUCGAACGGGCGCUGGUGCUGCAAGUCUCUUGGCGGCCAGUGCCAAGAGCCGUGCGCUUGGACCGCAACCUCGCCGCCCACGUCGAGCUCAGCGAGGGCGCCGGGGUGCUCGGCCUGUCGCCCAAGGAGAAGAGGAGGCGGCAACGAGGCCGCAGACGCAGGUGCACGGACAUGGACUCCAUCGAGACGGCGGACGUGUCCGAGCAGGCGGAUCUCUCGGACCAGGCGGACUCGACGGGUGGCUCGCAGCGUACGGGUGGCUCGCAGCGCAUGGAGAUGGACAUCGAAAGCAAGCAGUCCCAGUGCAAGGAUAUCGAUGGCGGCAAGUUCCAGCUGCACGAGGCGACCAUCAAGGAGAUGAUGCACUGGGAGAUCUCGGAGCUGAAGACAGCCAGAGCCCCGGCGGAAUCGGAAGUGAAGCAGUUGCAGCAGCAGGUCGUGACAUUGCACGCAAAGCUGGACAACAACGUGGCGACGGCCUCCGAGUACCACAGCAUGGUCGCAGGGCUCGAAGCCGAGCUUGAGUACGUGAGGGCGGCACUUACUUCGGCGACCAGGGGCAGCGAUGACCUGGCGCAGCAGGUCGUAGAGCUGGAGUCCAAGCAAUCGGAUGCGAAGCCUGAGGAGAUGAGCCUCCGAGUGGCGCUCGCCGACACUGAGCGGAAGCUAGACGAGAUGAAGAACGACGCCGCCGAGGCCUGCCAGCAGGCUCUCGACCUGGCGGAGAAGACCGACAAGGCCGGAGAGGCGCUGAGGUGA